AUGGCAUGUACAUUGUGCUUUCUUGGUGAUACCUUAACGAGCACCACGUCAUUGUCCCAGCAUGUGGCUAAAGGCAUAGCAAGAGGGAAUCUUGAUCCUUUCACAACGAUGCCAAUCCAGAGAGAACCCGAAGCUACUGAGAAGGUGGUUCAACGAACAUACCAGCUCAAGAAUUUCAAGCCUGACGGUGAAAAGAAAAGGCUCGAUUUGCCUGCUCAGAAGAAUCUCCUUACCAAUUAUUUUUGUUUUGCUUCUCUUGAGGCAAAGAGGAAUUUCAGGGCCCCUCGGAUUACAUCUAAUCAUCUAAAUAAAAGCAACAAAAUUUCCAGUCAUUCCAUAAAUACACACGAGGUAAAAUGUGACGAUUUGAAGUUUGCUGAUUCACAGGAUCUUGGGCCACAUGAUGAUAGAAGAAUUGGAGUUAAACCGUUAUCCAUAACUGGGAAUUCAGUUUGUAAGCCAUGUAUCUCAUUGCACAAGGAUCUUGAAUUGGAUGAAGAAAAUGCCUCGGGAGAUAAAAAUAUCAGAAUCAGUAGUUCGUAUUAUCCGAAGAAUGAUGAUGAUGAAUAUGAAAAAUGCCGUAAAGAGGAGAAAAAGGUUAUAGUAAAGAGUCGUUAUUUUUUGCACGUUAACACAGAAAACGCUGAUCGUGAGGAAGAAAAGAGUAAAGGAGAAAAUUCUGCCGAGAUACAGAUAAAUCGAUCGGAUUUAGAUUCCAAUGAUUGCAAAAGCUCAGCUGAUGACAUAAAACAGAGAAUGAAGAGUUCUUACUUUGGACAAAUUUCUAUAGAAUCUGAAAAUUUUGUAGAUAGAGGUGAAGAACUGGUCGAGCCUUGCAAUUAUGGUGUUGUUUGUAAGAGCUUGUCAAGUGAUGAUAAUCUGUUAGAGGGCAAUACUGUGAAGAAAAGAAAGCUUGCUCAAACUGACAGCCCAAUUGACGACACGAAGGAAAACAAGUGGUCUAAAGACAUUUCGGGCUCAUGCACUUUGGAUAUAGAAGAAGAUACAAAUGAUGACGAAGAAGAAAAAAUGGCAUGCGACAUUAGUCAUUUAGGUCGUUAUUCUGAUAUAGCUGGGAAGUCAAUGAAAAAAUUUGUGUCAGUUAUAUCAUCGUUUAAAUACAGCUUUUCUGGCUCGCGUGCAAGUGGCCUUCGUGCGCCUCUAAGAGACAUAAAGAACAACGAUUGCAUCAAAAGGUCGAGUCUUGAUGUGGAUUUGAAGAAAUUCACUUACGCGCCUGCCAAACGAACAGCAGCCUCAAGAUGCCUUAAAAGUAAAAUUUGA
Striga hermonthica is the source of this 1284-nucleotide messenger RNA. Lineage: Eukaryota; Viridiplantae; Streptophyta; Magnoliopsida; Lamiales; Orobanchaceae. The record is from the annotation of a GenBank genome assembly.